Molecule: messenger RNA, 3946 nt
Organism: Mangifera indica (mango)
Lineage: Eukaryota; Viridiplantae; Streptophyta; Magnoliopsida; Sapindales; Anacardiaceae
Product: probable leucine-rich repeat receptor-like protein kinase At1g35710
Exons: 2
Coding region: 1-3897 (1298 amino acids)
Biological process (GO): hormone-mediated signaling pathway; protein phosphorylation
Cellular component (GO): plasma membrane
Molecular function (GO): protein kinase activity; ATP binding; protein binding
Source: RefSeq, a predicted model, not a curated record
AUGGGGUUGUCAGCUUUGCAGGGAGUUUUUUCACUUGUUUUCCUGCUCUUGUUUGUUGUUAUGUCUCAUUCUUCACCUGAUGUUGCUUCUAAUUCUACUCAAGAAGCACUAGCUCUUCUCAAAUGGAAAGCCAGCCUUCAAAACCACAAAAAUUCUCUUCUGUCAUCAUGGACUCUUUCUUCUGUCAAUGCCACAAACACUUCUACCCACCUCAAAACCAAGAUGAGUCCAUGUACUUGGUUUGGAAUCUCUUGCAAUCGUGUUGGAAGUAUCACAAGUAUUAACUUGACCAGUGCAAGUCUAAAAGGUACACUUCAUGAACUAUCUUUCUCAUUAUUUCCCAAUCUUGUACAACUUGAUCUAAGCAUGAAUGAGCUUUUUGGUGUCAUCCCUCCUCAAAUCAGUCACCUAAAAAAUAUGGAGGUCCUUUACCUCCAAUUUAAUAAGUUAUCUGGCUCCAUUCCUAAAGAAAUAGGCAACUUGAACUCCCUAACAGAUUUAGUUUUGGGAGAAAAUCAAUUGAGUGACUCUAUCCCUCCUUCCAUUGGAAACCUGAGUAACUUAAAAGCUUUAUACCUCGACACCAACAACCUUUCUGGUGUCAUUCCUGAGGAAAUAGGCAACUUGAAGUUUAUUUCGAAACUAGAUUUAAGUGAAAACCAACUGAGUGGUCCUAUUCCUUAUUCCAUUGGAAACCUAACCAAUUUGAAAGUUUUAUACCUUGAUAGCAACAACCUUUCUGGCACCAUUCUUGAGGCAAUAGGCAACUUAAAGUUCAUUUCAGAUCUAGAGUUGAGUACAAAUCAACUGAGUGGUCUUAUUCCUCAUUCCAUUGGAAACUUGAGCAAUUUGAAAGUUUUAGACCUUCAUAGCAACAACCUCUCUGGCACCAUUCCUGAGGCAAUAGGCAACUUAAAGUUCAUUUCAGAUCUAGAGUUGAGUGCAAAUCAACUGAGUGGUCUUAUUCCUCAUUCUAUUGGAAACUUGAGCAAUUUGAAAGUUUUAUACCUUCAUAGCAACAACCUCUCUGGCACCAUUCCUGAGGCAAUAGGCAACUUAAAGUUCAUUUCAGAUCUAGAGUUGAGUACAAAUCAACUGAGUGGUCCUAUUCCUCAUUCCAUUGGAAACUUGAGCAAUUUGAAAGUUUUAUACCUUCAUAGCAACAACCUCUCUGGCACCAUUCCUGAGGCAAUAGGCAACUUAAAGUUCAUUUCAGAUCUAGCGUUGAGUAUAAAUCAACUGAGUGGUCUUAUUCCUCAUUCCAUUGGAAACCUGACCAAUUUGAAAGUUUUAUACCUUCAUAGCAACAACCUCUAUGGCACCAUUCCUAAGGUAAUAGGCAACUUAAAGUUCAUUUCAGAUCUAGCAUUGAAUAUCAAUCAAUUGAGUGGGUCUAUUCCUCAUUCCAUUGGAAACCUGAGCAAUUUGAAAGUUUUAUUUUUUCACAGCAACAACCUUUCUGGCACCAUUCCUGAGGCAAUAGGCAACUUAAAGUUCAUUUCAGAUCUAGAGUUGAGUACAAAUCAACUGAGUGGUCCUAUUCCUCAUUCCAUUGGAAACUUGAGCAAUUUGAAAGUUUUAUACCUUCAUAGAAACAACCUCUCUGGCACCAUUCCUGAGGCAAUAGGCAACUUAAAGUUCAUUUCAGAUCUAGAGUUGAGUACAAAUCAACUGAGUGGUCAUAUUCCUCAUUCCAUUGGAAACUUGAGCAAUUUGAAAGUUUUAUACCUUCAUAGCAACAACCUCUCUGGCACCAUUCCUGAGGCAAUAGGCAACUUAAAGUUCAUUUCAGAUCUAGUUUUGAGUACAAACCAACUGAGUGGUCUUAUUCCUCACUCCAUUGGAAACUUGAGUAAUUUGAAAUUUUUAUAUCUUCAUACCAAUAACCUUUCUGGAAUCAUUCCAUAUGAAGUUGGAAAUCUCUUUAAGUUGGUUGUACUAGAGUUGGCUUAUAAUCACUUUACUGGUUAUCUUCCUCGUUACAUUUGUCAAAGUGGAUCACUUACCCACUUUUCUGUUGGUGAGAACAAUUUGCUUGGUCAUAUCCUCCAAGAUUUGAGGGAUUGCAAAAGCUUAAUUAGAGUUCGCCUCGAAAAGAACCAAUUUAUUGGAAACAUUUCUGAAGAUUUUGGUGUCUAUCCAAAUCUUACUUUCAUAGAUCUUAGUCACAACAAAUUUUAUGGUGAAAUCUCAUCUACUUGGGGAAGGUGCUCUCGCUUAGGUACUUUAAAUGUCUCUGGAAACAAUAUUACUGGGAGUAUUGUGCCACAAAUUCAAAAUUCGAUCAAAUUACAUGAACUUGACCUUUCUUCAAAUCAUUUAAUUGGAGAGAUUCCAAAGGAACUUACAAAGUUGACUUCUCUUAACAAGCUCGUUUUAACGGGGAAUCAACUUUCUGGAGGUAUACCUAGUGAAGUUGGUCUACUCACAGAACUUGAAUACCUUGACUUGUCCAUAAAUAGAUUAGGCAAGUCAAUCCCAGGGGAAUUAGGGAACCUGUCAAGAUUGCACUACUUGAAUUUGAGAAACAAUCAGUUUAGUCUCGAAAUUCCAUUUCAAUUGGGUGAUUUGAUUCAACUCUCGGAACUAGACUUGAGUCACAAUUCACUCGAAGGAGAGAUACCGUCUCAGAUUUGUAAAAUGGAGAGUUUAGAAUAUCUAAAUCUUUCCUGCAAUAACCUUUCUGGUUUCAUCCCAAGUUGUUUUGAAGAUAUGCAUGGAUUGUCACGCAUUGACAUAUCUUAUAAUGGGUUACAUGGUCCAAUUCCUAACAAUAAAGCAUUUCGAGAUGCUCCAAUUGAAGCAUUACAAGGGAAUAAAGGAUUGUGUGGCAAUGUUAUUGGAUUGACACCUUGCAAUAACAGUCUCACUUCACAAAAGCACGUCCUAGGAAAGAGGUUGGUAAUUUCCUUUGUUACAUUGGGAGCACUUGCUCUUCUAAUUGUUGUGACAAUAAUGUUCUUUUGUUUUCAGAGAAAGAAACAAGAGUUACCGAAAGAACAUAGACAGUUGAAUAAGGAUAAAUUUCUUUCGGUAUUAAAUUUUGAUGGAAAAACAAUGUUUGAAGAAAUUGUAAGUGCAACAGAGAAUUUUGAUGCCAAGUAUUGCAUCGGGAGUGGUGGGUCUGGCAGUGUUUACAGAGCACAAGUUCUAUCAGGGGUUAUUUUUGCAAUAAAGAAAUUUCACUCAUUUCAUCUUGAUGAGGUAGAUGACCAAAAAGAGUUUUUGAAUGAAAUAAGGGCAUUAACGGAGAUACGACAUCGAAAUAUUGUAAAAUUUUUUGGUUUUUGUGUACAUUCUCAACACUUUCUUUUAGUUUAUGAGUAUCUUGAAAAAGGUAGCUUGGUUACAUUCUUGAAUAAUGAAGCUACAGCAAAAGAAUUGGAUUGGGGUAAAAGAGUAAAUAUCUUAAAAGGUGUGGCUAAAGCCUUGUCGUACCUCCACGAUGGUUGCUCCCUACCAAUAGUCCAUCGAGACAUAUCAACCAAAAAUGUGUUGUUAGAUUCAGAAUAUGAAGCUCAUGUUUCAGACUUUGGAAUUGCAAAAUUUCUCAAGCCAGACUCAUCCAAUUGGACACAACUUGCAGGCACAUAUGGAUACAUUGCACCAGAACUGGCUUACACGACGAAAGUAACUGAGAAAUGCGAUGUAUAUAGCUUUGGAGUGUUAGCAUUAGAAGUGAUAAAAGGAAAUCAUCCUGGCGAUAUCAUUCCUUCUCUAUCCUCUUCUUUCACUUGGGAGAACAUGUUGUUGAACAAUAUUUCGGAUCCACGUCUUCCACUUCCUUCGCCUGCUGUUCAAGAUCACCUAAUGGUAGUCAUAAAGCUAGCAAUUGAUUGCUUGGGUGACAACCCAAAAUACAGGCCAACCAUGGACGCGGUUUCUCGUAUGUUUUGAACUACAACAUAUCAUUAUUAAUACUUAGUAGAAUGUCUUCUACAAUAGA